Messenger RNA from Coniophora puteana RWD-64-598 SS2, 2591 nucleotides. Its product is annotated as SET domain-containing protein. The transcript has 13 exons. NCBI's taxonomy places the organism in Eukaryota, Fungi, Basidiomycota, Agaricomycetes, Boletales, Coniophoraceae. Gene Ontology annotation, cellular component: chromosome; chromatin; nucleus. Bases 114 to 2495 code for a protein of 793 amino acids. Gene Ontology annotation, biological process: regulation of DNA-templated transcription. Gene Ontology annotation, molecular function: protein binding; histone H3K36 methyltransferase activity. The record is from RefSeq and is a predicted model, not a curated record.
CUAAGCAGGAGGACACCAACGGCUCCAAGCAGGACCCACACAACCUCUUCUCCCCACACUCGCCCAAAGCUGAGCCCAAGCCCGAGCCCGAGCUCAAGCCUGACCCGUCGCCAAUGUUGGCGGCAAAGAGUGAGCGCUCAGAGUCUAGUACACCAGUACCCGUAGAGCCAGAUGUAAAGCCCCGUCCCAAGGGCCCGCAACUCAUAGGCGACCUGCCUCGCGCAGAGGCGGCGGCCAUGAGCACGUUCGUAGAACUCCCGGGGAACCAUUACCAGUAUGGCACCCUGGGACGGGCACGGGAGGCCUUUGAGGGCAUGGCCUGCGAUUGUCAGUUCGAGCCAGGCGUCAGCGACCCCUCGGACGCAUGCGGACCCCACUCCGACUGCAUCAACAGGCUUACGGAGGUGGAAUGUAUCCCAGGAGAGUGUCGAUGUCGAAAUUACUGUCAAAACCAGCGCUUUCAGCGCAAGCAGUACGCAAACAUCGAAGUUGUCCAAACGGAGAAGAAGGGAUUUGGUCUUCGCGCAGGUUCAGACAUACCAAAGGACGCUUUCAUUUACGAGUACGUUGGCGAUGUCGUGAGCCACCCGUCGUUUCUGAAGCGCAUGCGGGAGUACGCGGCGGAGGGAAUACGGCACUUUUAUUUCAUGAUGCUGCAGAGUAACGAAUACAUCGACGCGACGAAACGUGGAGGCAAGGGGCGCUUUGCGAACCACAGCUGUAAUCCCAACUGCUACGUCGCCAAGUGGACGGUCGGGCCCCAUGUUCGCAUGGGCAUUUUCGCCAAGCGGGCCGUCAAGCGUAACGAGGAGCUGACGUUCAACUACAACGUCGACCGCUAUGGUCAUGACCCACAACCAUGCUAUUGCGGCGAGCCACAGUGCGUUGGCUUCAUUGGUGGAAAGACCCAGACGGAUAUUGCGGGCAUGGAUGACCUCUACCUCGACGCCCUCGGUAUCUCGGACGAGGUCGAGAAGUACGGACUGAAAGGCAGCAAGAAGAAGAAGGGCAGAAAGCUCGACGAGGACUACAUGCCGGAGCUCACGCCAAUCCUUCUCAAGGACAUCCCGAAGGUGGCGCAGGCGGUGCGCAAGACGCCGAGCAAGAAGAUGCUGUUCAAGCUUUUGACAAGAAUAAAGCUAACCGAGGACCAAGCUGUCCUUCGCCAGUUCAUGCGAUUACGUGGGUUUAGUCUCAUGACGAAUAUAUUUGAGGACUACGAAAAGGAGGAAGAUAUUGUCCUUACUGCGCUCGAGUGCAUGGUCAACUGGCCGCUCAUCCAGCGUAACAAAGUGGACGAUUCCAAGAUUCGUAUACCCGUCCAGAACUGUCUAAACUUGGAGAACGAGACGAUCAAGGGGCUCGCUCAGAAGCUGCUUGAUUAUUGGGAUACGCUGGAGGUGGCCUAUCGCAUCCCCAAGCGAAUAGCUGAUGGCGAGAUCGUCGAGACCGAGACAGUUGUCAUCAACCCAAUCACAUCCCAGCCGUCACUCAAGCGCGUCAAGGUCGACCUCACGGAAGAAGAGGAGCGCGCUCGGCUUCACCUCCCUACCGCCCGCGGUUGGCAGCAAAAGGCGAACGUGGGCCUUUCGCGUGCGCAGUUCGUGCCCCCACCACCGACGCCUCCCGCAGUCGUGCCGCCGCAGAUGGAACAGAAGAAAACUGCGGAGCAAAUGCGCAUGGACAUUGCCGCCGUCAUUGCACAGGCCAAUGCUGCAGCAGAGGCCGAGGCCCGAGCUCAGGUUACCGCGACGGCGGCGAAGCCCCCACCUAUCGAGCCGAGGAAGGAACGCAAGGAGAGGAAGGAGCGCAGGGAGAAGAGGGAGAAGAAGCGGCAGAGUGCAGAGGAAAAGGAGGCGGGCAAGGAGAAGAGGUUGAUGAAGCUCGUUGGCGCCGUGGUCGUCAAGUGCAUGUCGAAGCAUUCGAAGCACUUUGACCGGGACCAAUUCAAGAAAUACGCCAAAGAGCUUACGCAGGUGAUAACGGAGAAGGAGAAAAAGUCGAACAGUUACAAGGAGAACAAGCUCGACUCGCUCUCGGAGGAGAAGACAGCCAAGAUCAAAAAGUUUGCUAAGGAUUACAUCGCCAAGGUCAUCCGCAAGCUCGACAAAUCGAAGCUUAAGUCGUCGUCUUUGACUUCUGCCUCUGCCACCGCCUCGACGUCGCAGACGCCAGCGCAGGAACAAAAUACUCCGGAGCACGAGGGCGGCGGCGGGAAUGGCGGGAUGACAAUGUCGGUGGAGAAUGCGCUGGAGAUGGACGAGAGCGAUUCGGAGCCAGAGGACGCGGACGGCGACGCAGAUGGGGACGCAGCUAUGGCCGACCCGUCUAGUGUUGACGACGAUGCACUGCACUCACACUCCUCGGAUGAUGUCGCGCCUUCCCCGAUUGAAGGUGUCGCACUCCCAACAGGCAUGUCCGUUACCCCACUGACCCCGCCCGAUCCAGAAGAAAAGACGGGGGACGCGGAUGUCGAGAUGCGCUCGGAUUCUUAGAUUAAGUCUUGCGUGGAUUAUUGCUUGCUUUGCUUUCUUGCCUUCCGUUUAUCGUACAUACACCUCGUUUGUUGUUAUUAGUAUAUUAAGAUACGG